GUUAAGUCUUCCAUUAUUUGUUUGUAUGCAUCGACAAAAUGAUGAGCUCAGGAACGCCGGCUAAGCUUCCGGUUAUAGAUUUCUCAAAUCAAAACCUGAAACCGGGCAGCCCUGAAUGGGAUUCGGUGAAACACCAAGUCCGUGAAGCACUGAAGGAGUACGGUUGUUUCGAGGCUUCGUUGGACCAGUUGCUGGAGCUUCGAGAUGCAGUAUUUGCAGCCAUGGAAGAGGCCUUCGACUUGCCUUCAGAAACAAAAAAACUCUACGUUUCCGACAAGCACUUUCGUGGUUAUUUUGAUUAUCCAUCAGGGUCGCUUGAAAGCAUGACGAUUGAUGAAGCACGGGUUGCCGAAAACAUCGAACAACGCCUGACUACCACCUUGUGGCCUCAAGGAAACAUAAGCUUCAGUAAAACUCUGGUGUUGUUCACAGAGCUGGCAUCAAGAUUAGAGAAGACAGUUAAGAGGAUGAUUUUGGAGAUUUUUGGUGUUGAGCAGUACGAAGAUGAGCUCAUUGACAACACCAAUUACAUGCUAAAGCUCUUGAAAUAUAAAUCUCCCCAAACCAGCGAGCCAACCGCUGGGGCGUUGGCUCACACCGACAAGAGUAUGGUGACCCUAUUGCAUCAAAACGAGGUUGAUGGAUUGGAGAUUCAAAACAAAGAUGGCGAGUGGAUCAACGCUAAACACUCGCCCAACUCUUUCAUAGUCAUGGUUGGAGAGUCCUUGCAGAUAUGGUUAAAUGAUGGACUGUCUCCUACUUUUCAUCGUGUCAUGAUGAAGGGGGACAAGGCAAGGUACAGCGUGGGGUUAUUUGCCUCUCCGAGAGGAGGAUACCAAGUAAAGGCACCAGAAGAACUGGUGGAUAAUAAAAAUCCCAUGCUCUUCAAACCCUUUGACUUUGAAGAAUUUUUGAGAUUUUACUCGACCCAGGUCGCUCCUGGAGGUGAUAGAACUGGUCUUUCAGCCUAUUGCAAAGCCUAA
Hibiscus syriacus is the source of this 983-nucleotide messenger RNA. Its product is annotated as probable 2-oxoglutarate-dependent dioxygenase AOP1. Bases 39 to 983 code for a protein of 314 amino acids. The transcript has 2 exons. Gene Ontology annotation, molecular function: dioxygenase activity. The record is from RefSeq and is a predicted model, not a curated record. Lineage: Eukaryota; Viridiplantae; Streptophyta; Magnoliopsida; Malvales; Malvaceae.